AUGAGGAUCGCGUUCGAGAACUACGUUCAUACGACGGCAAGGAAUGGGGAGACGAUCAAGUUGCAGGCCAGACCAUACGGUCGAACCGAAACCAACCAGCAUACCUACGUUGCCAGUGAGCUAAACGUCAGCAAGUACCGCAACGAAGGGAGGAAUGCAGAAGAGUGCGAAGCAAUCAUGGGCCAACUGACGGAUGUCGACUACUGGCAUCCCUUGAAUCGUUGUCUGGAGGCCAUCGACAGUGUUGCCAAGGUGAACUUGGGCGGGGAACAGAACGUGACUGCGAUGAUCCGAAUAACGAAGGCCGAUGAAGUUACAGUUGACUCGGAAGCGCUGAGCAAUUACGCGACGCUGUGUCCGGGCGAUGUCAGAUACGUUGCGUUGGUGCCGGAUAAAGAAACGAGUGACAAGUUUCAACUUAGUCCAGCCAAUCCUCCGACCCAAGUGCCGUUGUAUGUUGCAUACAUCGCAACCGGGAUGCCGCAAAUUGGAUCUCAAGCAGCUAGAGCUGUACCUGUACGUAUUCGCGUCAACUUUCGCUAA
This is a messenger RNA of Phytophthora sojae, 543 nucleotides long. RefSeq lists its product as hypothetical. Lineage: Eukaryota; Oomycota; Peronosporomycetes; Peronosporales; Peronosporaceae. The transcript has a single exon. The coding region runs from base 1 to 543 and encodes 180 amino acids. The record is from RefSeq and is a predicted model, not a curated record.